Messenger RNA from Sceloporus undulatus (fence lizard), 3411 nucleotides. Its product is annotated as histamine N-methyltransferase-like. Lineage: Eukaryota; Metazoa; Chordata; Lepidosauria; Squamata; Phrynosomatidae. The transcript is spliced from 9 exons. Gene Ontology annotation, molecular function: N-methyltransferase activity. The record is from RefSeq and is a predicted model, not a curated record. Bases 114 to 1202 code for a protein of 362 amino acids.
ACUCCCACAGAUCAAAACUAGCACUUCCUCAAAGCAGAGACAUUUACAUAAAACACAGCAAAAGAAGGACCGCUUGGAAGCAGAUUGUAGUGUAUACUAGAUGGAAAAGCAUAAUGGAUGUAAAAGGGAGAGAGCUGAUGGUUGUCAGGGCCAUGGACUGGAUGAAAACAAUUGGAAAGGAAAGUGGGAAAGAUUUAGAGAUGAAGAGAGCUGCGCACUGUUGGUGUGGUUUGGAAUCAGCCAUGACUAUGAGGAGCUUGCUCUCUGAUCACAGCCACUAUGUUGAAUCUUUUCGUCUGUUCCUUGAGAAUUCAACAGAACAUCAGUGCAUGAUGGAAUUCAUUCAGAAGAAGCUGCCAGGCAUAAUAUCCAGCAGAUUUUUCCAGCAUGACAAAAGGCACAGUAUUACGACUGUCUCCCCUGGGAACAAAACAGAAGUGCUUCGAGGGCAUAUGGAGAGUAUAGGUGAUGGAAAAUCCCAAAUAAAUGUGUUAAGUGUUGGGGGUGGUUCAGGAGAAAUUGAUCUUCAAAUUCUAACAAAGGUACAGGUUAAUUAUCCUGGCGCUGUCAUUCAUAAUGAUGUAAUAGAACCAAGUGCUGAACAAAUAACAUGCUACCAAGAACGUGUUGCAAAGACAUCAAGCCUUGAGAACAUAAAGUUUACUUGGCACAAGGAGACUUCACUGGAAUACGAAGGUCGAAUGAAGGCAAGCAAAGAGAUGAAGAAGUGGCAUUUCAUUCACAUGAUCCAGAUGCUGUAUUAUGUAAAAGACAUCCCAGCUACAAUUGAAUUCUUUCACAGCCUCUUAGAACCUGGAGCAAAACUCCUCAUUAUCCUUGUUUCAGGAUGUAGUGGCUGGGCCAGGCUUUGGAAGAAAUACGGCUCUCGUUUACCUCUGAAUGAUCUUUGCUUGUAUGUUUCCUCUGCUGACAUUGAAGAGAUACUUGAUGGAGCUGGGCUGAAGUACCAGUCCUAUGAGCUUCCAUCCCAUAUGGACAUAACAGAUUGCUUUACUGAAGGAAACAAAAAAGGGGAGUUGUUGCUUGAUUUUUUGACUGAAACUUAUAAUUUUAGUAAAACAGCCCCUCUUGACCUAAAAAAUGAAAUUGUUGAUGAUCUCAAAAAGCUUGAAUAUAGUGAAAAGAAAGGUGAUAAGUAUUUAUUUAAUAACAACCUGAGCGCAAUUGUGAUUGAAUCCUAAACUAGGUUAUCUGGAUUUCUCCAGGAUAACCAGUUAACAAAAUGAAUGAUUGGAUAACCGGUUAAAUAUCUUAAUAGGAAUAUCUGUGCAUAGGAUAAAACCAUUUCUGGCUUCUAAUCAUUGCUUAAAAGCAUUGCUAUGUAUUCAAAAUAUUAUGUGUUAGUGGUUUACUAACAGAUGCAUUCAUAACUUGCUGAGUCACAUGUUGCCUUUAUCCCUGUGCAUUGUCUCUUGAGCUGGAUAUCGUGUGGAAGAUCAUUAAUCAAAACUUGAAAAAUCACAAGUCUACAUGUCUCUGAUUGAUGAAAAAGGUGCUAUAACAACCUUGAAAAGAAGAAUCCCUUUUGGCUGCUUUAGUAGUCCCUAUGAUUUCUAAGCUCUGCUAGUAUCAUAGCAGCAAAAAGAUUUCAAAAGGUGAAAUAUUUAGAUCCACUUGUGUGGCAUAUAAGUUAUAUUUACAUAUCUAGAAUUCUUCUGUCAGGGCUGGAGUAGACUUAGAUGGCAUGACAGACUAUUGCACCAUUGAAGAACUUUAAAAUGGUUCCAUGUUUAUAAAGAAAAGUGUUGCAAUGUGGUUAUACUAGAAAAAAGAGCUUUUUCCCUCCUCCUGAACAGAACAAUGUAAUUAUGUGCCAAUUUGCAUGCCCUGCCCUUCAGUGGUAGGUGACAUUUCAUAUGGAGGUGACAUUUUCUAUCUUGGAAGUUCACAGAAAGGGACACUCACGGGAGGAGAGGAGCAAGGUAUUGUUCUGUAAUAUAAUAAACAUCAAUUCAGCUAGUUGAUCCUGGUAUGGCUUAACCCAUUCCUUUGGUUAAUUCUUGUAAAUUCUGCCCAUUGAAGCUUCAGUGUUUUAAGACCAUGAAUAGGAAAACAACAGGAAAGAAAAAGAACAUACCAUAAGGACAUAACACUGGAUAAUAUGAUUGUUGGAGGUAACAGAGUGAUGCAAUUAUCUUUAAUGAGCUUUUUAAACAAGAAUGCCACAAUAUCAUGUUUCAAAAGUAAUGAAGUGAAUGGGAAUAACAUGUAUAUUGUUUUAAUGAAUAACAUUUUGUAGGUAUUUUGUUUAAAUUACUUUUAAAAGGCAUUAGUAGAGAUAUUUGGAAGUGGCACUUUUCACAUUAUCCCAUUCUCUUUGAAGUAUUUUUUUUAAAAAAAACAACAAAAAAAAAUUAAAGAAAACGAAUUCAUUAUGGAAAGAGUAAUAGGAAGGAAGAAGAGCAUCUAUCUCAUGAAGACACAACACUGGAUAAAAAAAAGAACCAAAAAAAGUAACAGAGCAAUGGAAUGAGUUAUUUGUUGGUUGUAGUUAUGGUAAUACAUUCCUUUUGUGAGAGUUUCAUGGUGUAUCAUAUUACAAAAUACUUUUCAAUAGUAACAUUCCAAGCUGUUGAUAAUGGUCUAAAUCUCAUUCCGGACUUCAACAGAAUCAGGAGGGGAGGAGUGAUCUUUUCUUUCCGCAGAAGCCUACCUCCCAUGAACACAAAAAACCUGAGGGAAACUCUCAUGAGUCAGAUAUCGUGUGGCAUUGAGAACUCUUAUGGCAGAGGGAUGGGGGAAGAGUAUUGUGCUGGUAUUACACCAACAUUAGAUUUAGCACAAUAUGAAACUAGUCUGCAUUUAAACUACUAUUUCUCAUCUUUAACCCUUGUUCACUUAACCAUGUUCUCUAGUGAGGAGUGUAGAUACAGGGAAAAGGCAGAUGCCUCCCAUUUCACUGUCUCCCUGCUUUGUUGUGUCAGUAAUCAAGAUUUGCAUGUUUUAUUUUGCCCAUGACGUAAAAUCUUUCCAAAGAUUAAAAGAGAGAGAGAGAGAGAGAGAAGACAGGAUGAUGGCUUCUGUAUAGUCACUUGAUUGACUAAUGUAGGGUAGUUAAAGCUAUGGCUCAUCUACUCCAUUCCUCAAAAUGAAACAUGUGUUGUUCAGAUCAGUGUAUAGCAAAAGGAUGUGAUUUAAGAUGAUCCGUUGGCAAUGACAUUCACAGUUUUUGCACAGGCAAAAUGACAUUAGUACUUCCUGUCAGCUUCCCAAAUGUAGGAAGAAGCGGAUUAACAUGUGAGCAAGCUUAUAUGUGCUUCAGAACAAUUUGCGAUUUAAAAGAUAUAGGCCACAUUUUUGCCUUGAAUGUGUUGAAUUUUGUAAUGUAGUAUUGUUAACAGACACAAUCCACAAUUUAGUGCUAAAAUAAAAACUACCUGUUUUCCAGGA